Cottoperca gobio is the source of this 1269-nucleotide messenger RNA. Its product is annotated as olfactory receptor 146-like. Gene Ontology annotation, biological process: G protein-coupled receptor signaling pathway; detection of chemical stimulus involved in sensory perception of smell. Lineage: Eukaryota; Metazoa; Chordata; Actinopteri; Perciformes; Bovichtidae. The transcript has 5 exons. Gene Ontology annotation, molecular function: odorant binding; olfactory receptor activity. Gene Ontology annotation, cellular component: membrane. The coding region runs from base 1 to 1269 and encodes 422 amino acids. The record is from RefSeq and is a predicted model, not a curated record.
AUGGAAAACUACACCUACAACAGCUUUACCCUCCAACUAGAGGGGUUAAAGAUCACAGAAAUGUCAAUGUACCCUGUCUUUUUCUUUUUCUUUUUUUCCUACUUAAUGAUUAUCUUAGCAAAUGUUGGCAUUGUAAUCCUGGUUUUCAUGGACAAAAACUUGCACCAGCCGAUGUAUCUCCUUUUCUGCAACUUGCCAGUCAAUGACAUCCUUGGAAAUUCUAUCAUGGUGCCCCGUUUGCUUAUAGACAUGUUGAGGCCUCCCUCUGAACGCCUCAUCAGUUAUUAUGAAUGUGUGGUCCAAGCUUUUACAACACAUAUGUUUGGUACCACUGCUCACACUGUACUCAUGAUUAUGGCCUUUGACAGAUAUGUGGCCAUCUGUAAUCCCCUGCGCUAUUCUGCCAUAAUGACCAACAAAAUGGUGGUGAAGCUGACAGUUUCUGCCUGGGGGGUGGCCUUUGUUUUGGUCGGGAUUCUGCUUGGUCUGACCAUACGGCUGAACCGAUGUAGGACUCUGAUCACAAAUCCUUACUGUGACAAUGCCUCACUGUUUAAACUCUCCUGUGAGAGUGUGUUUAUUAAUAAUGUCUAUGGCCUCACCUUCACUGUAGUCCUGUUCACAGGUUCUAUUGGCAGCAUGGUUAUCACCUAUACUAAGAUUACAGUCGUCUGUCUCACCAGUAAUAACAAGUCUUUGAACAGUAAAGCCAUGAAGACCUGCAGCACUCAUCUCUUUGUAUAUCUUAUUAUGUUACUAAGUGGAAUGCUUGUUAUCAUCCUGCAUCGCUUCCCUCAGUACUCAGACUACAGAAAACUUGCAGCCAUUUUGUUUCAUAUUGUCCCCGGCAGUCUCAACCCCAUUAUUUAUGGGGUUCAGUCAAAAGAGAUACGAAGAUUCCUCUUCAAGUUACUCGCCAAGUGGCAAGGGCCCUUCGUGGUAACGCGGCGAGUGGGGGAUGUUGAUUAUGAGGUGGUGCAAUCGGACAGGAGUGGGGGGGCAACACAAAUUUACCCCCACAAUCUCCUAAAAGCAUGGAGGGAUUUGGCCACCAUGGAGAUUGAGAAAGAUGGGCUUGGAUCACAGCGGCUCAUGGACCGGGUUCUGGUUCCCCACUCUGCAUAUGCUGCUGCCUACAUGGAUGAUAUCAUCAUCCACAGCGAGACGUGUGAACAGCAUAUGCAGCAGGUGGGAACAAUGACCAACACCUCAAACAACGGAUUGCUCCGUACUGUGCAUCAGCCGGAAGCUGGCUCAGCGGGAGCUUGA